Pungitius pungitius (ninespine stickleback) is the source of this 1449-nucleotide messenger RNA. Its product is annotated as dynein light chain Tctex-type 3-like. The record is from RefSeq and is a predicted model, not a curated record. Gene Ontology annotation, biological process: microtubule-based movement. The coding region runs from base 117 to 464 and encodes 115 amino acids. The transcript has 5 exons. Gene Ontology annotation, cellular component: cytoplasm; cytoplasmic dynein complex. Lineage: Eukaryota; Metazoa; Chordata; Actinopteri; Perciformes; Gasterosteidae. Gene Ontology annotation, molecular function: dynein intermediate chain binding.
CUGCGCUCGUUGACUCAGGAAAACAGGAAGUAAACCGGAACAGAGUAGCUACAAGGAACUGUAACCGAGAGCCGGAUACAUUCAUGUAAUUAACUUAACUUACCUCUGUGUGAAUAAUGAUGGAGGAAUAUAACUCUGGAGAUGAGCAGGCUGUCUUCAAUGCUGAUGAUGUCAACAUCUCGGUUAAAGAGUGUAUCGAAGGUGUCAUUGGUGGAGCAGAUUACAACCAGAGUAAAGUGAACCAGUGGACGGCCGGUAUAGUUGAGCACUCUCUGACUCAUCUGGUGAAGCAAGGGCGUCCGUUCAAGUACAUAGUAAACUGCACCAUCAUGCAGAAGAGUGGUGCCGGUCUCCACACAGCCAACUCCUGCUACUGGGACACUGCCGCUGAUGGAAGCUGCACAGUCAGGUGGGAGAAUCGCACCAUGUACUGUGUGGUCGGAGUGUUCGCUGUGGCGCUGUGAGCUCCUCUCUCUGGACAGCAUCAUGUCUGAUGCUUGAAACCGCAGCAUGACCAUGAAGCCAUUGAGAUCCUCAGAUGUUUCCCUCUGUAUGGGCACAUCACUUUUUCUCCCACAGGAUUGAAGAACAUAAUGGCAAAAAAAGGGUUGUGGUUUCUGAGUUGACAGCCUACGUUCGAUUGAGAAAAUACUGCUUUGGAAGGACAAAGCAAGUAUUUUCAACCUAGAAGCAGUGCAUUAAAAUCUAAAUGGAUGCUAGUAAUGUGAAACUCUAUUCAUUUUAAGCAGCAGGGCUCUUAGGAUGACGGUGUCCGUUCAUUCCAACAACUAUUUGAUAGAUUGCCCCGAAGUUCUCUACCCAUAUUCAAGCCUUUGUCAGGAUAAAUUGUUUGUAGUUUUGGGAUGAAUUACUUUGCUUUGUCAGCAAAUACUUGCAGGACUAAACACAUUGUAUUUAAAGCUAUAAACUCAAAUGUUGAUGCUCAGAUGGUGAACAUGCUAAGUAUACACGUAUACUUGCUGAACAUCAACGUGUCGUCUGUUGAUGGUAGUGUUUAGCUCUGGGUACGGCCCCUGCUAGCAGGGCUAUAGACUGCCAGUCUUGUCUUUUAUUUAUUUAUGUACAUUCCUAAAUGUUACAGCUGCUGUUCUGGUAUUUUUGGUGUUUAAGGAAAUCAGACUUUUUUUCGUAGCUCAUUGACUACUUACUACUACUAUAAAUUGUCUCCUAGUCUGAAUUUGUGCUUUAGCGAUCAGUCUGUAACUGAAUAUGACAUAUGUAUUUCCAGCAUGGAGUUCAUUGGUCAGAAGGAUAAAUGCAAUUUUCAAGACAUUGUCUGUAGAAGUCCUCGAUUUCUUCUUUAAAACUGAGUUUAUGAAGACGUUUAUUGGAACAUUCUGUUCACAGCCUGCUUUUUUGUAUUUUAGUGUUCUCUUCAUAUAAGAAUGUGAUUUGAAUUACGCAAAGGUAAUAAAUAUGAAUCUUUCA